AUGAGUGACUCAAGUUCUACUUCGACGGACCUGGCGUCUGCUACCUCGAGUGUCGUAGAGACCACCUCGACGCUGCCCAGUUCAACCACAGAUUCGACGACAUCGUCCCCGACGACGACAACAAGUACUAUUGUUUCUACCACCACAACUACGUUCAGUUCUACAACAACCACCUCCCCUUCCCCGAUCCCGACCACCACCACCACCACUUCAACAACCACUCCGAGUCCCCUGCCCGUAACCUCUUCAACAUACACCACUCCUUCAACUUCGUCAUCGAGCACGGAAUCCGCCUCCGAAACAUCAUCUUCCACGUCCGAAUCCAGCACCACAAGCACCAGUGAAACGCCAGUUGUUAUAACCACUUCGAGCACUUCAAUUUCCUAUACCACUACCACGUCGUAUAUCACCCAGGUUCUCCAAACCACCCAAAAUGGACAGCCAGGCUACACCACCAUCACAUCCGUCGUGAUAGCAACGAAUCCCGCCACCACACUUGUGGCACCAGCAACCUUCACAAGCACUCCAGGAAGUGCCCCGACUCUCCUUCCAUCAAACGGCGGCGGCGGCGGCAGCUCAGGUCUGUCGACAGGUGCCAAAGCUGGUAUAGGGGCUGGAGUGGGUAUCGUUGUUCUAGCUGCCGCCAUCUUCGGUGGCUGGUAUAGCUGGUACAUGAGGCGGCGGAGGAAACGAAAUUCCUACUCAAACGAUCAGUAUUCAGAUGAACCCUUGCCUAGUAUGACAGGGCUCGGCAUCGGAGGUGCAAGCGGCGCAGCGGCGGGAAUGGGAGCCGUGGCCGCUGUCUCAUCACGGUACCGUGACGCCUCGAACCCCUCAGACACGCGGUCAGAGCUCCCAUCCCCUCCCAUUCCUCCUCCUCGAUCUCCAGACCGACUUAUCCCGCCCGGCGUGGUACCCAUGAGAUACCAGGCUUCUAGUUCGCCCCCUCCCAAUCAGGGCUCUUCCCACAUGUCCGUCUCCGAUCAGAGCGAGUACUCACAGGGUAACAACCAAUAUCCACCGGGCGGCCAAUACCCACCACAACCUCCUAACGCAGCUGCGGGUGGCUACUUCGGCAACCUCAACGAACUACCCGAAGACCAGAGAAACAUCUACCAACUCCCGGACGACCAAGUCUCCAAUCCGAUGUCGCACCAAAGCUACCAACAUGCCAAUAUGGGCCAGGAUGGGUACUGGUCCGGGCAACCGUCAGCACCUUCAGGACGCUCGGGGCCUUCCGCGCCCUCAGUGCCCUCGGCUCAAGAGUCCUAUGAGUUGCCUGGACAAAGCCCCACACCCGCGCCACCGCAACCGCAACCGCAAGGAGGGCAGGGAGGCUAUCGCGGCACGGAUCGAGAGGUCCCUCUUCAUCAACGCAUGGAAGGCAGAGUGCCUUACCGGCCAGGCCAUCUCCCGCCUUCGCACAACUACUAA
Messenger RNA from Cladophialophora bantiana CBS 173.52, 1434 nucleotides. RefSeq lists its product as uncharacterized. Lineage: Eukaryota; Fungi; Ascomycota; Eurotiomycetes; Chaetothyriales; Herpotrichiellaceae. Bases 1 to 1434 code for a protein of 477 amino acids. The transcript is spliced from 2 exons. The record is from RefSeq and is a predicted model, not a curated record.